CCCACAAUGACCCUGUCCAGCUUCAAGCCGUGCUGGAUGCCGGGGUGUCCCCAGAGGAAGCCACCCAAGUGGACAGAAAUGGGAGGGCCUCAUGGUUGCAUGCUACCGAGGCUUCGAGAGUGUGGUAGCCCUGCUCAGCCACUGUCCUUUCCUGGAUGUGAACCAGCAGGACAAAGACGGAGACACAGCCCUCAUGCUAGCUGUCCAGGCAGGCCACAUGCCUCUGGUGCGUCUCCUGGUCAACUACUUCUCCGGCCUGGAUCUGGAGCGCCGGGACCAGCGAGGGCUCACAGCACUGAUGAAGGCUGCCAUACGGGACCGCUCUGAGUGUGUGGCCGCUCUCCUCAUGGCAGGUGCUGAUCUGACCUCUGUGGAUCCUGUCAGGGGCAAAACAGCCCUGGAGUGGGCCCUGUUGACUGACAGCUUCGACGUGGUGCGGCGGAUCAGACGGCUGCUGCAGCGGCCCUGUGCAGAACAACUCAGCCAACAUUACCAGCUGGAGUGGCCGGCCUUGCCCAGGCUUGUGGCCCAGGCCCAGGCCCAGGCUACCCCAUCCUUCUUAGAAAGGUUGCAGGCCACCCUGAGUGUGUCCUUUGCUCAGUGUCCUCAGGAGGGAGGCGUCCUGGACCACUUUGUGACCAUCACUACCAGCCUGGCUAGUCCCUUCCUCGCCACUGCCUGCCGCAGUGUGUGCCCUGACCACCCUCCCUCACUGGGCACCCGAAGCAAAUCUGUGCCAGAGCUGCUAGGUACUGCCCCACCUCCUCCUCUGUCUCCCCAACCCUCCCAAGUGGUCUCUGGCUCCCAAGAAUUUGUCCCCUACAGUCCUCGGGGCAUGUUCUCUCAGUGGCUACAGCCCAGGUAUAGUACCAGCAGCCCAGUACCCAAGAUCUCCCUCUCCAAGGCACCUUCACGCCCCAGCCAGUUCAAGCUGAUGCUGUCCAGGCAUGAAGGGCAUCAGAGCCUUGCCCUCCCUCUCUGGCGAUACCAGGAGCUCAGGAUGGAGAGAAAGAGACAAGAAGAGGAGGCCAGGAGGGCGCAGAAUUAGAGGAAGACAAGCUAGGCCAGGCUGGGGGCAAGUAAUCAGGCCCUUUCCAGGCUCCUUUCCUUUCCUCCCACCUCUGCCUAAGUGAGCCUGUUUCCAACCUGUGUACACUGUUAUUCAGCACAGCACUGCUUACAACUUUGGCAGAGUAGAGCCUACCGUGUGUCUGUCAAUGGGAAAGUUGGCAUAAGCGACUGGGGCGUCAUCAUUGCACACUCAUAAAUCCUGUUCUAUGCAGUGCAUUGUGAAGCAAGAAUAAGAACUGGGUACAGUGGUAAACUGUAAUCCUAGCUACUCACAAGGCUAGGGCAGGAGGAUCACAAGUUUGAGCCUAGUCCAGGCAGCUUAACAAGAUCUUGUCUCAAAAAAAAAAAAAAAAAAAAAAGGAUCUGGGGUUGAACUUAGUCAUAGAGAUCCUAGGUUGUAUUCCUAGUACUGUAAGAAUAAGGAUGCUUGGAGCCGGGGAGAUGGCUCAGUAGAAUAAAUGCCUCCCUGGCAAGCACAAGGG
Molecule: messenger RNA, 1553 nt
Organism: Octodon degus (degu)
Lineage: Eukaryota; Metazoa; Chordata; Mammalia; Rodentia; Octodontidae
Gene: Ankrd33
Product: ankyrin repeat domain 33
Exons: 4
Coding region: 92-1048 (318 amino acids)
Biological process (GO): negative regulation of transcription by RNA polymerase II; negative regulation of transcription regulatory region DNA binding
Molecular function (GO): protein binding
Source: RefSeq, a predicted model, not a curated record